GCCAUGGCUUCCCUUGGCCUGUUCUUCCUUGCGCUCUUCUUGCUUGCCAUCUCAUGGCUAUGGGACUACAUUGUUUUGCGCCACAUAUGGAGACCUUACAUGGCAGCCAAGAAGCUCAGGGAGCAAGGAAUCCAUGGACCACGCUACAAGUUCUUGCAAGGCUGCAAUGAGGAUGUGAAGAGAAUGAAGGCUGCUGCAGAUGGCCUGGUGCUAGAUGUUCAUGACCACAAUUACCUCCCAAGGGUCAUGCCACAGUAUCUCACAUGGAGAUCUCAAUAUGGAGAGCCAUUUGUAUACUGGUUUGGGGCGAAGCCGCGCAUGUGCAUCUUCAACUACGAGUGGGCAAGGCAGAUUCUUUCCAGCAAGUCUGGACACUUUGUGAAGAACGACACUCACCCAACGGUGUUGGCGUUGCUUGGCAAGGGGUUAGUGCUGGUGGAAGGCACUGAUUGGGUGCGCCAUCGCCGGGUAAUCAACCCUGCUUUCACCAUGGAUAAGAUCAAGAUGAUGACAAAAACAAUGGUAGCUUGUGCUCAAAACAUGAUGAAGGAAUUGGAAGGUCAAGCAUCCAGAAACAAGAAUGGAGAAGCUCAAGUGGAACUGACCAAACGAUUCCAAGAGUUAACAGCAGACAUCAUAUCUCAUACGGCCUUUGGAAGCAGCUACAAGUUAGGAAUAGAAGCGUUUCAUGCACAGAGAGAGCUCCAGGAAAUUGCUGCAAAAACUCUCCUGAAUGUGCAGAUACCAGGAUUCAACUACCUUCCUACAAAAGGGAACAGGAGGAAGUGGAUGCUUGAAAAGAAGCUCAGGAGCACCCUCAUGCAGAUCAUACAAUCAAGAUUAUCAUCAGGAAAAAGUGGAUAUGGAAAUGAUCUCCUUGGUUUGAUGCUUGAGGCUUGCACUGGCACAGAUCAAGGAAAGGAGCAGCAACACCAGCUCUGCUUAAGCAUUGAUGAGAUCAUACAUGAAUGCAAGACCUUCUUCUUUGCUGGCCAUGAAACCACCUCACUUCUUCUUACCUGGACAGUGUUCUUGCUCAGUGUAUAUCCAGAAUGGCAGGCAAGGCUUCGGCUGGAGGUUUUGAGGGAACGUGGAGAGGAAAAUCCCAAUGGUGACAGCCUCAGCAAACUGAAAGAGAUGUCAAUGGUAUUCCUUGAGACCCUAAGGCUCUAUGGCCCUGCUCUUUUCUUUCAGAGGAAACCCUUAACAGAUAUCACACUAGGAGAAACAAAAAUUCCCAAGGGCCAUGCAAUUAUCAUACCUUCAGCAAUUAUGCACCGAGACAAGGCGGUUUGGGGUGAUGAUGCAGAUGAAUUCAAUCCAUUGAGAUUUGGGAAUGGGGUCACAAGGGCAGCAAAGGUUCCACAUGCCCUACUUGCAUUCUCAAUAGGGCCAAGGUCUUGCAUUGGCCAGAACUUUGCCAUGCUGGAAGCCAAGUCAGUUAUGGCUAUGGUCCUCAAGAAGUUCUCCUUCACGCUCUCCCCUACCUAUGUCCAUGCACCUGUGGACCUGUUAACUCUUCAGCCUAAGUUUGGUCUACCGGUUGUUCUAAGGCCAUUGGAUGCGUGAAGUUAGAUAAUCUACAUAUAACAAAAAAAAUAAGAGAGUGAACUUUUUUACCAUCCCUAAAAAAGUACCUCGAGUUCUCGAGAUACCAUAUUUUUCAAUGUAAAUGUUUAUGAGAUACCAUGUUAUCUUUAAGGUACCAAAAUUUUAAACUAAAAUUUUUAGUACCUCAAGAUACUUCUCAAAUCUCAAGGACGGUAAAAAAACCAUAAGAGAAUUUGUAUGUCUGAUAAUUGCCUUUAUAGUGAAUUCUUACAAUGGAUGUAUCCUUACAAAACUAAAUCUCUAUCUAUAUCUCUACCUAUUAUUGUAAAAAAUUAAAGUUGUUUUACGUGCUCAUCCCUUUCGUCCAU
Molecule: messenger RNA, 1919 nt
Organism: Oryza brachyantha (malo sina)
Lineage: Eukaryota; Viridiplantae; Streptophyta; Magnoliopsida; Poales; Poaceae
Product: cytochrome P450 709B2-like
Exons: 5
Coding region: 4-1569 (521 amino acids)
Molecular function (GO): oxidoreductase activity, acting on paired donors, with incorporation or reduction of molecular oxygen; monooxygenase activity; iron ion binding
Source: RefSeq, a predicted model, not a curated record